UUGCAGUUUUGGGGUGACUCGCAUUUUGGGGUGUUCACUUUCCGUCUCUCUUGCCCCAGUCCUGCCACCCAUACUUGUUACAUCACAAACCGUGUGACUGAACAGACUGGUGACCUUUCUACAAAUCUGAAACCAUUUCUGCUUUGCAAACUGUGUGAAGUUUAGUUUAAUGCGAAGUCCGGGUAAACAGUCUGCCCUUCCCAUCCCUGUUGGAAUUACUGCAAGUGCACAACUAGUUUCAAAUUGAUGCACUCAUGCAGGUUUUGGUAGAGAUGUCGUCGUCCGAGCCAAUGCAGCCUCCAGUGACUGUUGGCGGCAACACUGACGAAGUCACUUUUCUGGUUCCACUUGUUGCACCUCCCCCUAAACAAGAUGGCCAGUCCAAAGCAACGAAAGAAGGAUCUGAGCAGCAAACUCUGGCUCGCGCCCCCCGUAACGGGUUUCAGGGGAAAAGGCGAAACAGUUUUAACAUUGGAUUCAAGCAUCCAGCUCCAUUCAAGCGACGGAGAAGAGUGAACUCUGAAUGUGAACCUGUCCUACCAUCGAAAUUUCUACUUGGUGGUAAUAUCUUUGAUCCACUUAACCUUAACAGUCUACUGGACGAGGAGGUGAAUCGUACCCUCAAUGCAGAGACUCCCAAGUCCUCUCCUCUUCCAUCCCGAAACAGAGAUCCAGUUGAGAUACUUAUCCCUAAAGACAUUACUGACCCACUGAGCCUCAAUGCUGUCUCAGGUGAUGUUGAGCUCUUGCUGUCACCACUUAAGAGUGGCAGGAAAAGACACCGACACCGUCACCAUCCAACAAAUGAGGCUACUAUUAAGGUAACAACCGUGUUGGAGAAAGAGACCGAACCAAUUCCUGAGGAGCUGCGGCCAUAUGAACUUAACACAACCAUUAAUUGCCGGGAUGAAGUGGUACCACUGCCGUCCUUGGAAACCGAAGGAGCACCUCAACCAUCUGCUGUGUCCGCUACUGCUGGCUCCCGGCAUCGUAAACGAAGGAGGACGUCUAGCAAAUCAGAAGGAAAACAAGGCAGCCCUGAGAGAAUUAAAAGUGGAGUUACAGUAGCAUCUAGGAUACAGUGCAUAAGACCUCAGUGUGCUCCAAAGAUGAAAAAUCGAUUUCAGUACGGCAACUACUGCCGGUAUUAUGGAUAUCGUAAUCCUAACUGGACUGAGGAUGCACGUCUAAGGGCAUUGCGGCCUGAAUGGUUCCAGGGUAAAGCUGUUUUGGACAUUGGAUGUAAUGUCGGACACUUGACACUGUGUGUAGCCAAGAACACGGGAGCCUCCCGUGUGGUGGGUUUGGACAUUGAUGGGGCCUUAGUACAAGCUGCAAGACAUAAUAUAAGGCAUUACCUCUCUGAGAGAGCUAAAAGUGGUUCAGUCUUUCCUUCUGCUCUUGUUACCACUAGAGGUCCCAUUGCUGCCCCCAGUUAUCUGCCGAAAGGAGAGGAAGAAAAGCAAAAGGACUUUCCACAUAACGUCGUAUUUGUGCAGGGUAACUAUGUAGUGGAACAGGACGAGUUGGUGGAGGCUCAGAAAGCAGAGUUUGAUGUAAUCCUGUGCCUCAGUGUUACCAAAUGGGUGCAUCUGAACUGGGGUGAUGAUGGACUCAAAAGACUGUUUCGGAGAAUGUACAAUCACCUGAAUCCUGGGGGAGUCUUGGUCAUUGAGCCACAACCAUGGUCAUCUUACGGAAAGAGGAAGAGGCUUACAGAAACAAUCUUCAGAAACUUCAGUAAGAUUUCCUUCAAACCUCAUCAGUUCACGUCAUACCUGCUAUCUUCUAAGGUUGGAUUCUCCAGUUACGAGCUCAUUGAUACACCACACACCCAAGCUAAAGGUUUUCAGCGACCAAUCUAUGCGUUUUACAAAAACACAUACACCAUGCAGGAGACACCCAGGAGAACCACUCAAGGAGAGCCGCCUACCUUGCACCACUCCACAGCUAUGCUUCAGGAGGUGCCUACAACAGCAACUCAGGAAGAGACGCCUAACAUGGUGCAGGAGCAGCCCACCACCACCAUGCUUCAAAAGCCUCCUGCAACAGCUACACAGGAGGAGACACCUGCCACCACCAUGCUUCAAAAGCCUCCUGCAACAGCAACACAGGAGGAGACGCCUCCUACCACCAUGCUUCAAAAGCCUCCUCCAACAGCAAUGCAGGAGGGGACGUCUACCAUGGUGCAGAAGCAGCCUGCCACCAUCAUGCUUCAGGAGCCGCCUGCAACAGCUAUGUCGGAGGAGACAUCUGCCAUGGACAUACUUCAGGAGCCUGCUGCAACAGCCACGCCAGAGGAGCCGCCUGCUACCACCAUGCAUCAGGAGCCGCCAGCAACAGCCACGUUGGAAAAAACAUCUGCUAUGGACAUGGUGCAGGAACCACCAGCAGCAGCCAUGCUGAAGGAGCCACUUGCCACAGCGACACCGGAGGAGACCACCAUGACUCCCAGCACAGACCCUAUACAGGAUGUCUAACUUGUCUACUCUUGUUUAUAUAUACUUUAUUUUUUUUUUUUGGCUUUACCCCUGGCAAAUACCCCACUUCCCCAUAUACAUAUAUAUUUUUUUUUUCUUGUGUAAAAUUCUUUAUUUUUUAAGACAAACCACAUUUUCUUGGGGUUUAAAGAGUUCAGCCUGUUUCUGGAAUCUUUGCAAAAUAUAAUGUUAUUUGACUGGUGUCAUCCAUUUACUUAACCGUUUGAUUCUGAACUGACACUUGUCCUCCGUGAAUGGAGGUGGCACGCUUCAUCAUACAACGGCCAUUGAUAAGAGCUGUGAUAAUUUGCAAAUAAUAAAUGAUCCUGCUCUGUUUAACCCUCAGACGGAGGUCACCUGAAACGUU
Pelobates fuscus (common spadefoot toad) is the source of this 2847-nucleotide messenger RNA. It is a transcript of the gene MEPCE, whose product is annotated as methylphosphate capping enzyme. Gene Ontology annotation, molecular function: snRNA binding; RNA methyltransferase activity; O-methyltransferase activity. The record is from RefSeq and is a predicted model, not a curated record. The transcript has 4 exons. Gene Ontology annotation, biological process: snRNA modification. Lineage: Eukaryota; Metazoa; Chordata; Amphibia; Anura; Pelobatidae. Bases 255 to 2480 code for a protein of 741 amino acids.